Molecule: messenger RNA, 453 nt
Organism: Vigna angularis (adzuki bean)
Lineage: Eukaryota; Viridiplantae; Streptophyta; Magnoliopsida; Fabales; Fabaceae
Product: WUSCHEL-related homeobox 7
Exons: 2
Coding region: 1-453 (150 amino acids)
Biological process (GO): plant organ development
Molecular function (GO): DNA-binding transcription factor activity; DNA binding
Source: RefSeq, a predicted model, not a curated record
AUGAACCAAAAUUUAACAAAUUUGGAAGUUCAGGACAAAAUAGGGUAUAAACGAUGGGCUCCAACUAGAGAACAGGUGGCCUUAUUAGAGGCCAUUUUCGCAUUUGGAAUAAGAAACCCAGAACAAAUACAUGAAAUCGCGACUAGGCUUAAAGUUUAUGGAGAGAUUGGUGAAUAUAGUGUCUACUGUUGGUUCCAAAACUAUGGAUAUCGUGAAAAACAGCGAUGCCUGAAACGAAACACCACCACCAUUUCUUACUCUCCAAUACCCCUCCUGCCGCCUUUUAUGGAUGAUCUUUCACGCACAACGCCAUCGGUUCCAGAUCGGGUGACGCUGGAUCUUUUCCCGAUUCCUCCCGUUCCUGAAAGACAAGUGAUCCCUCCCUCCUUUCGGUUCCAGGUGAACGCCCCUUCAGUUGAACUUUCUCUAAGACUGCCUUCGGCCGACGAGUAG